AUGGCACCAAAAACUAUUGUCAUUCUUGGUGGCUCCUACGGCGGAAUCAGCACUGCCCACAGACUAUUUAAGCAAGCUGCGAAAACUGGUGACAUAAAGAUUAUACUAGUUUCGCCGUCUACCCACGUUUUUUGGAACAUGGCAACGCCUAGAGGCAUCAUACCAGGUCAAUUUCCAGACGAGAAGCUAUUCCAGCCAUUCCUGCCCGGGUUCAAGCAAUACGGAGCCAACUUUGAGUUCAUCCAAGGGACCGCCGAGAAGCUUGAUAUCGCCACCAAAACAGUCGCUGUAUCAUCCGGUGGUGUGGAGAAGACCAUCAAGUACGACGAGUUGAUCUUAGCUACGGGUUCCAAUACCAAGGGAGAUGUACCUUGGAAAGGACGGGGCAGUUAUGAAGCUACCCGCGAUGCUCUGCACAGCUUCCAAGAAAAGGUGAAGGCGGCCAGUUCGAUUGUCGUUGGUGGUGCUGGAGCAACCGGUGUAGAGACAGCAGGAGAAUUGGGUUUCGAGUAUGGAAAGGUCAAGAAGAUCACCUUGAUCUCCAGUGGCGCAACGGUCCUUGAAGGCACACCAGCAAGCGUCUCCACAGCAGCUUCAAAGCAACUCCAGUCUCUGAACGUCGAAAUCCGCGCCUCCACGAAGGUGGAUGGUCACGCCGCGACACCAGACGGCAAGACCGAACUGACUCUCUCAAAUGGGGAAAAGAUCAUCACUGAUCUCUACCUACCAUCAGCAGGUCUUGUACCAAACUCCUCUUAUGUUCCCCAAUCUCUGCUCGACCAGAGCGGAUUCGUGGUCGUCGAUGAAUUUUUACGAGUGAAAGGCACAAAGGACGUCUGGGCUGUUGGUGAUGUCUCGGGUGUGCAAAGAGCGCAGUUCGUGCUCACAGACAAUCAAUCUAAACAUGUUGUGAAGAACAUUGGGUUGGGGCACCUGUCGAAGCCGUUGGUUCCUUACAAGGUUGAUGGCAAGAUGUUACUUGCUGUUCCCAUCGGCCGCAAGGGCGGUACUGGACAUAUGGGAAACAUGAAGUUCCCCUCGUUCGUGGUUAAGAUGGUGAAGGGGAAGACAUACUUCACGCAGAACCUGGCUCCUAUGGCCAGCGGGACUGCGUUCAAGUAG
Molecule: messenger RNA, 1122 nt
Organism: Drepanopeziza brunnea f. sp. 'multigermtubi' MB_m1
Lineage: Eukaryota; Fungi; Ascomycota; Leotiomycetes; Helotiales; Drepanopezizaceae
Cellular component (GO): cytoplasm
Molecular function (GO): electron-transferring-flavoprotein dehydrogenase activity; flavin adenine dinucleotide binding
Source: RefSeq, a predicted model, not a curated record